GUUAGUUCUUGUGUCUUAGUGUGGAAAUCCGGGAGGGGGUCAGAAGGAAGGCUCUCCGUUAUAGGUUCAGCAGAAGUGGAGGAAAGUUGUGCCGAGUUUUUACGACAGGAUUUGACUAGGUCCUGUCAGGGUGAUAAAAUACACCUUCUCCUGGGGGGGAGGUAAAAUACCUUGGCAGCCGCCGGCCGCAGAAUGGAGCAGGCAGCACCUAAAAGCAAGCUAAAAAAGCUGAGUGAAGACAGCUUGACUAAGCAGCCCGAAGAAGUCUUUGAUGUCUUGGAGAAGCUUGGCGAAGGGUCUUAUGGCAGCGUUUUCAAAGCAAUACACAAGGAAUCUGGGCAGGUUGUGGCAAUUAAGCAAGUCCCUGUUGAAUCGGACCUACAGGAAAUAAUCAAAGAAAUUUCUAUAAUGCAACAGUGUGACAGCCCAUAUGUUGUCAAGUACUAUGGCAGCUAUUUUAAGAACACAGACCUGUGGAUUGUUAUGGAAUACUGUGGAGCUGGUUCUGUCUCGGACAUAAUUAGAUUGCGGAAUAAAACACUCACAGAAGAUGAAAUUGCAACCAUUCUUAAAUCCACGCUUAAAGGACUUGAAUAUUUGCACUUCAUGAGAAAAAUUCAUAGAGAUAUUAAGGCCGGAAACAUCCUCCUAAACACAGAAGGGCAUGCCAAAUUAGCUGACUUCGGAGUGGCUGGACAGUUAACUGAUACAAUGGCAAAACGCAAUACCGUCAUAGGUACUCCUUUUUGGAUGGCUCCAGAAGUAAUACAGGAGAUUGGCUAUAAUUGUGUGGCAGACAUUUGGUCCCUUGGCAUUACUUCAAUAGAGAUGGCUGAAGGAAAACCACCCUAUGCUGAUAUCCAUCCAAUGCGGGCAAUUUUUAUGAUUCCUACGAAUCCCCCUCCAACGUUCCGGAAGCCAGAGCUGUGGUCUGAUGAAUUCACUGAUUUUGUGAAAAAAUGUCUAGUGAAGAACCCUGAGCAGAGAGCUACUGCAACACAACUUCUGCAGCAUCCUUUUAUUAAGAAUGCCAAACCAGUUUCCAUUUUAAGAGACCUGAUUACUGAAGCUAUGGAAAUCAAGGCAAAGAGGCAUGAAGAGCAGCAGAGGGAACUGGAAGAAGAGGAUGAAAAUUCGGAUGAAGAUGAGCUGGAUUCUCAUACCAUGGUGAAGAGUAGUUCAGAAAGUGCAGGCACAAUGAGGGCCACGAGUACUAUGAGUGACAGUGCUCAAACAAUGAUCGAACAUAACAGCACCAUGCUGGAAUCAGACUUGGGGACCAUGGUGAUAAACAGCGAUGAUGAUGAUGACGAUGAUGAAGAUGGCACUAUGAAAAGAAAUGCUACAUCACCACAAGCACAGCGGCCUUCUUUUAUGGACUAUUUUGAUAAACAAGAUUCCAAGAACAAAAGCCAUGAAAACUGCAAUCAAAAUAUGCACGAACCAUACCACAUAUCAAAAAAUAUUUUCCCGGAUAACUGGAAAGUCCCUCAAGAUGGCGAUUUUGAUUUUCUGAAAAAUCUAAGUUUGGAAGAGCUGCAGAUGAGGUUAAAAGCUUUGGAUCCUAUGAUGGAACGAGAAAUCGAAGAACUUCGUCAAAGAUACACGGCUAAGAGGCAGCCAAUUCUGGAUGCUAUGGAUGCAAAAAAACGAAGACAGCAGAACUUCUAAUCUCAUCACUUCUGAAGUAAAGGUUAUCUGUCGAUAAGGACACUGGUAAAACUGUACAUAGAUCUGAGUUUUGAAAUGCAGCAGCCUUGAGCUUCACCAAAAGCUAAAGCGCUAGAACAGAGCACAUUGUAUAUUCUGCAUUCUGAAUGGAAAACCUGUCCUAUUGUUAAUGUUUUAAUACAGUAGAAACAUCACAUUCCACUUCCAGAUCCCUUUCCAGCUAAGAUACAGAAAUGCUGGAUGUUAUAUGAGGAGGAGGAGUAUUUGGUUCCCAGUAAUACUUAAAGCUAUCUCCAAAUUGCUCAGUACUACAGGGCCUUAAGUUGCAAUAUAUGUCCCCAUCGAAAACCCUAUUUAUUAUAUAUGCCUAGGUGAUCUUAUUUAUUUUUUGUGCUUCUGCCUUUUAACUAUAAAUAGGGCCUGAAGAUACUAGUGGCAGGUGGAAUCAACAAUGGAAUAAGUAAAAAUGUUUGUGCAUGGGCACACUCUAAUCAAAAAUCACAUUAAGUCCUGACUCUGGUAAAGAUUUUGGGCUCUGUUUAAUAGGCACUAUGCUUUACUGGGGACUUAGUAAUGCAUUAGCUGCAAUGCAAAAAUACUUGUCUGUGGACGGAGGGCACAUUGCACUGGAAAAUUCUGCUGAGCUUUCUCCAACAUCUUGCAUUUACAUCUGUGGGCUGGCACAGGAGAAGUUCCAGUAGGGCUUUUAUACUUGCUUCCACUUCUUCCAAGCAUUAUCUUACAAGAUGAGAGACAAGUGCCUCUACAGCUCUCUUUCUGCUCCCCCCACCCCCAGUCAUGCAGGAGAAACAGUCCCCAUGGUCCUUUUUGGAUCCCAUUUUUUUUACUGCAGCUGCCUUUCAUGUGUGUUUAGUUUCAGCAUCCCAUUUGACUCCCAUUUUUCAGUCAGUUGAUUUGUUUUGCUGCCUCCCCCCCAAACCCACUUGUUGAUUUAUUCUGCCCCAAACUAGCUAUUGUUAUGACGCCACUUUGAGAAACUCUUAAUUUAAAAGCCAAAGAAGAUGUUUCUGAUCCAUUGGCCACAAGCGUACACAGGAUCUCUCCCCCUCCUCAGCAGCAGUUCUUUCUGCCAAAUGCCAAACUCUCUUGAGUUUAAUGAAUAAUUUUAUAGGUUUGUGCUGCUGAAAAUGAAAUAGUCUAAUCUGGCAUAUCUUCCAAAAUAGUUGGAAUACGGCUGCAGAAGAAAUCUAAAAAGUGUAUGUGUGCUGGCAAGGUGGCCCCAUUCUUGACAGUGUUCAGGUGAUACUGGAGAAUACGAGUUGCCUGUGAUCAUUCAACAGCCUGUCCUCUCCAUAGUAACAGAUUUGUUACUCUCUUAGGUCCAACAGCUGUUUUUCAGAGCUCUCUUGAAAGCCACUGACACAGGGGAUUUUCUCUAGUAUGUUGCCAUAUUUUCCCAGCAUUUGAUUGGUGGAAAGUAUUGUAUUCCUGUCUGUAUGUCAAGCUGUGUCUUUUUGGUAGCAUGAUAACAUUCAAAGGUGUGCUGAGCUAGCUUCUCUUGCCUCUUCUGCUGACCACCCAUUAAUAUAGUAGUUCCCACAACACUUGAAAUCCGUGACAAUGAUUUGUAAACAGUAAGGAUUCUAAUGGGGUAGAUAUUUUUGCAUUGGAUUCUUCUGUGUAUCAUUAAACAUUCCAUCCUUCUUAAUACCUACUGCAACUGUUUUAUUCUGAGCACUCCAGCCUGGGAAACCAUGUGGCAUUUUCUGAAAAGCCUUAAACAAUCAAGAGAAAUUGUCAGCAUCAAAGGACCAUUCCUUUGUAUUCUGUCUCAAUAGAAUUUUGACUGUGUAGCUGUGUGCACACUAGAUGUGUUAUAUAACUGCAAGCUAAACAUUGUUGUUUUAAAAAACUUGCUGAAAGCUGUUACAGACCCUCACAUUGCUCUUCUGAAACAGGUGGAGAAAGUAGGGGGGUUUUCCCCCCUGAUCCAGUACUGUUUAUUUCAGGUAUGCCACUAUCUUUCUUCACACCAGAGCUGUAGUGAUGUACUGUGAAACUAUAGUUGGUCAUAUAGUUUUAAAUCAUCCUUUUAAGAUUUUGUGCUGCAUAAAGUUAUGACAUGGCUUAUGGAACCUUCCUAAAGAUAAGCUUAUAACAAUCUACAGUGCAAAAAGAAUCAUGCGGAUAGUAUUAUUGGUGAUAUGCCCCCCUCCAUCCACUUCAUUCUGUUGAAACUCAAAGAUGACCAUCACAACAGGUAGAGUUGUCUGUUUAGCUCUACAGCAAGAGAGUUCGUUGUUACACCUCCAGGCUUGAUGCAAAGGCUGUGCCAGACUUAGAAGCUGUGAGCCUUCGGGUCCUUAGGACUAGUUGCAGUCUUGCCUGAGAAUGCUCUUCGCUGUACUAAAGUAGCCCUAAUUAUCAUUGCUACUAUAGUUCAUGAGGCACGACCAGAACCCUGUACUAAUACAAAGGGACCAGGGAAUUACGUACACUCUGUCCCUCACAAUGCUAUACAGAGCCUUAAUCACGCAAUGACACUUUAAUAUCAAGAGUGGCUCCCUCAGUUCUUCAGAACAGCACCAAAGUCUUAAUGAGAUUUUAAAACACACACACUAUUUCUAAGCCACGCCAUUUCCUAUUCUGUAAAAACUUAAAGCCAAAAAAAAAAUCUAGUGUGGACAUCGGCCUUGCUAUUCCCUGGUGUGCCUUAUGUAUGAUUGACUUGGAUCAAUCACACGUUCUCUGACUUCCUUUCUUGGUAUAGUUUUGUAACCAUCACAAACCAGAAGGGGUAAUAACAAAGAGCCAGUGGUCAGCCUGAAAACAUUUAUGAAGCUUCAUCUUUGUUUAGAUACUAACAGCACAAUCCUAAGGACACUUUCCUGGGAGUAAGCCCUAUUGAAUAAGACCAUAGUAGAAUUCAAAGUAGACCUGCUUAGGAUUGCUGUCUUAGGGUCACAACUGAGUUUCUGACUUGGAUUUUAAAAAUUUCUUAUGUACAGUAAUACAGAGAAAAAUUAACUACAGCAGUGGUACACAAAUAACUGCAUACUAUUUAAAAUGUUAUAUAUCCAACACUUUCCCCAACUGAUACACGACUAGACAUUUUGGGAACCAAAUGCAGUAAUCUUAAAAUACUCAUGAUCAUUAUUAAAUCAGGCAACAAAUUGUAUACUAGUGAAAUUUAGGGACAAAAUUUACAGACAAUUAGUCUUUUUUAUUAUUCUUUGAUAUUUAUUUAUAUUUACUGAAACCUAUACUAUUUGUGUCCAUAACCACUUUUUAUCUCCACUGAAAGAUGUGCAUCUUUUGUAAAGUAUUUAUUUUACUAAAAACUUGCAAUAAAGCCAGUGGAGCUGAUUAUUAACUAUUGUGAAAUUUUAACCCAACUUGAUUUAUGGUUGUUCCCUGUCCUGUAUAUAAAUGUUUUAAGUAUAGUUUGCAAAAAACUCUCAAAAUAAUUGUUUGUUACCAAACAUUUUGAAUAAAACUUAUUUUCCAUCUA
This is a messenger RNA of Heteronotia binoei (common prickly gecko), 5143 nucleotides long. RefSeq names its product serine/threonine kinase 3 (gene STK3). NCBI's taxonomy places the organism in Eukaryota, Metazoa, Chordata, Lepidosauria, Squamata, Gekkonidae. Gene Ontology annotation, cellular component: cytoplasm. Bases 193 to 1671 code for a protein of 492 amino acids. The record is from RefSeq and is a predicted model, not a curated record. Gene Ontology annotation, biological process: protein phosphorylation; regulation of MAPK cascade; protein tetramerization. Gene Ontology annotation, molecular function: protein serine/threonine kinase activity; ATP binding. The transcript has 11 exons.